CACGACUCCACUCUCUGAUUGGCCGAGCGCCCUGUCAAUCCCCGACGCGGCGUCCAAUCAGAGCGAGCAGCAGGCGAUACGAACUGUCCGCCGCCAUGUUGUGCCUCCGGGGGCCAGGAGCGACGUCCGGUAGUAAACAGGAGAUGACGUUUCCGCCCGCUCGGCAGUUCACGGGAAUCGGACCGCAGCUGGAAGCCAUGAGCCGUCCGUCCUCCGCGGGGGCUGCGGGUGCAGGUGGAGGCCUCGGGGCCGGGAAGGCCGGCGGGGGAACUCAGCAGGCCGCGGGCCUCGUGUCUCUGUCCUCCGGUGGCCCCGGGUCCUCCGGCUCCUCCGGGUCCGCCUCCUCCGCCUCCUCCUCCGGCCCCGCCGCCGUGGGCUCCGGGCAGUCUCCGGAGCUCACGGCGCUGUUCGAGUGCCCGGUGUGCUUCGACUACGUGCUGCCGCCCAUCCUGCAGUGCCAGGCCGGCCACCUGGUGUGUAACCUGUGCCGCCAGAAGCUGAGCUGCUGCCCGACCUGCCGCGGCCCGCUCACCCCGAGCAUCCGCAACCUGGCCAUGGAGAAGGUGGCGUCCACGCUGCCCUUCCCCUGCAAGUACUCGUCGGCCGGCUGUCCUCUGGCGCUCCACCACACGGAGAAGCCGGAUCACGAGGAGGUGUGUGAGUUCCGUCCGUACACCUGUCCGUGUCCCGGGGCCACCUGUAAGUGGGCGGGGUCUCUGGAGGCCGUCAUGCCUCACCUGAUGCACGCACACAAGUCCAUCACCACGCUGCAGGGCGAGGACAUCGUGUUCCUGGCGACGGACAUCAACCUGCCGGGCGCCGUGGACUGGGUGAUGAUGCAGUCGUGUUUCAGCCACCACUUCAUGCUGGUCCUGGAGAAGCAGGAGAAGUACGAGGGCCACCAGCAGUUCUUCGCCGUGGUUCUGCUCAUCGGGACACGCAAGCAGGCCGAGAACUUCGCCUACCGCCUGGAGCUCAACGGGAACCGGCGCCGGCUCACCUGGGAGGCCACGCCGCGCUCCAUCCACGACGGCGUGGCGGCCGCCAUCAUGAACAGCGACUGCCUGGUGUUCGACACCUCCAUCGCCCACCUGUUCGCCGACAACGGCAACCUGGGGAUCAACGUCACCAUCUCCAUGUGCUGAGGCGAGCGGGGGGGACACGGCGGUCCGCUUCACUUCCUGUCUUGCUGCCGUGGACGUCCUGCGGCGUUCGGUGAUGGAGAAAACAAACGCGUGAAGUUGAAGAACCGGCGCCGCCUUCUGUGACGGGGCGUCCCUCUGUCCUGUUAACGGCCAGAGGGACAAGAGAGGGCAUCGGGCCUCCGGGCAUCGGGCCUCCGGGCAUCAGGCCUCCGGGCUCGCCACGCUUUGACUCCUGGGACAAGAAUGUUCUGAGUCUACUCUCCGAGGAUCAAAGGAUUCUGGACUCAAUCGAGCAGACAGACUUGUGAUGUCAGACGUGGGCUCAGCGCGGCGCCGGCGGCCGUCAGCUGAUGUUUGAACGACAGACUUCAUGUCCUCGUCAGUCAUCCAGAAACAACAACCUGAUCCUGAGUUCACAUCAAACGCAAAGCCAGCUGACUGCACAACGCCAUAACAGAGGCCAUGCAGAUGAGCCUCAUUUGCAUAUUCAUGUAGUUUCCAGUUGAAUUAUUUCUACUCGAAUACAUUUUGGUGACGCUGUGUUUGAAAAAGCUGAGUUUAGAUCGUCGUCCUCUCAGGAGAACAACGAUCUCUGAUGAGUCCCUCAGACCACACUGAGCAUGAACAUGUGUACAAACCACAGACUGUAUGUGUUAUACACAAUAUCAUUUGGACCAUAUUUACGUGUUUAUGGAGCAGCUACAGUGUUAGCAUAGCAUCAAUCAAACCAAACUCCAUUCAGAAAACAAGCAUCUUAAAAGUUGUUUGCCUGUCGUCUAUAAAAGAGAACGAACAAAACAUGAAUUCAGACUUAUUACAACUCAUGAUUCUGUUGUUAUUUCAGCAACGUUUCUAUUGAUUUAUUGUGAUUAGUCACAGCUGAAUAGUUUAUUUUGGGUUCAGACAGCGUGGAGUUCCCUGAUAUCUGGGUCUUCAGCAACAUGAACAAGUGAGGUGAAUUAUCCGGAGAUAAAGCUCCAGCAGUAACGCUGCGUCACUGUUCUCUUUGCGUUGGGUGUGAACACAUGACGGAUCCAUAUGAAGAUGAUCAAUACGUGUUGAUCAGCUUCUAUCAAACAUUAAUAUCAGUAACGAUAACGCAGUAAAAGUCUUGAUGAGCAGACAGAAAAUAAAGAAACGGCUGCUGGCAGUUAAAGAGCAGCAGGAUGAUGUGAUUUAUUCAGAGCCGCUGGGUGGAAGGUCGCCGGUUUGAAUCCCAG
Messenger RNA from Anoplopoma fimbria (sablefish), 2365 nucleotides. RefSeq names its product seven in absentia homolog 2 (Drosophila)-like (gene siah2l). Gene Ontology annotation, cellular component: cytoplasm. The record is from RefSeq and is a predicted model, not a curated record. Gene Ontology annotation, molecular function: ubiquitin protein ligase activity; zinc ion binding; ubiquitin conjugating enzyme binding. Lineage: Eukaryota; Metazoa; Chordata; Actinopteri; Perciformes; Anoplopomatidae. Gene Ontology annotation, biological process: multicellular organism development; proteasome-mediated ubiquitin-dependent protein catabolic process.